CCUUCAGCGGAGCCGGCCGCUCGCCGCCUGACCUGCCCGGGGGUCCACCCAGGCCUCCCUCGGCCGGCCAGGCCGCGUCGCCCGCCGCUCCCCGGGCAGGCUCUGCGCCCCCCACCGUCGCCCAGACCUGGUUGGGAAGGGGUACUCCUUGAGCUGGACCGCGCUCCCCUGUGUCCGGCCAUGCCAGGCUCUUGGGCGGGCCUCAGCUGGGCCUCCAGGCCGGGCCGCUCCCCGCAGCCGGAUCCGUUUGGCUAGGGAGCCCCCUUAGCGUAACCGGACCCUCCUGGCCCUGGCUAAGUGGGACCGCUGCCCCCUCGCCCGGGAAGGCCCAAAGGUAUCCGUGAAGCUCCUGCUCAGCCAGGCUCCUCAGCCGGCCCCUCCCAACCUCUGCAGUCUCUGCCCGCCGAGACCCCUACCUGCUUUUCUCUGUCUGCUUUCCCUGCACCCCGCCCCCUGACACCCCCUUCUCCCGCCUGCCUUGGCCCCCUUACUCCUUUGGUCCCAAGCCUUGCCCCUUUGUGUGCGGGGGGGGGGGGGGGGCUCCUUCCUCAAACAUAUUGUCGUGGCACUUCACGCAGAUUUAAACUGCCACACUAGAAAACAUGUUAAUAAAGUUUCAGUUUAUGUACACAGUUCAAAAUGUGAAUCCUGCCUUUGACAUUUGUUCUAGUGCAUUAAUGUGUCAGGGUUUAAGAAACGCAUUUCUUGUGUAAAAUGCAACCACCCUACACCGUUUCCUUGAUAAUAAGGAGGGGUGGGAGGAAACACAUUGCCCACCCCCUGUCCUGGCUCUCCUCCCUUUUUAUGUUCUCUGCCAAGCCAAGCCCUGACUUGUCUUUUUCUCCUGCUGCUAUCCCCCCCCCCCCACUAUCCCCAUUUAGACCCUGCUUGCUCUACUCAUCCCUGCUCUCCUCCAGCUUUCUAACCCUGUGGCACCAGCACUCCCUCCAUGGAUCUAAGGCUGCCACUUGUUACCUGCUGAAUGGCUGUCAGCCUGGGGCUCUCUCAGGUGUACCUCGGGUAGCUGGUGGCAGCUCCAGUGAUUUGGGGGUAGGAGUUUACACAAUGGGCCUUGGUCCAGCCUGUAUGAAAAGGAAUUCCCAUCUCCUGAUACGUUUAACUUGAUUCUGGGUAUUUCGAUGUCCCCACUUUCCAUCACCGUUUGGGUUGGGCCUGUCCUUUGCAUGCCUGAAUAUAUCUUUAGAAGAUCUUGCUAUUCAGUUUAUUGAAAUGCUGUGAAAACACUGCUUCUCUUCUGACCUCAUUUUCAUUUGAGACUCUGAAGGUCCAGAAGUGCUCAUCACCUGAACUUUCUAGCCUCCUGCUUUCUCCUGAUACCAAGAGUGAAUCAGGCCAUUUUAAUGCCUGGCCCUAAGCAGCGUUCUCAGUGGGCACUCAGGUCGUGUGUAGGAACUUGGGAUUGGUGCUCUCUUGCUCAAACUCAUCCCAGCAUCCUACUGGAGAAAGCCCCAGAUUAUUUAUGUAAACCCGAAGAUAACAUCUACAGUAUUGAUUUCACUCGCUUCAAAAUCCGAGACUUGGAGACAGGGACAGUGCUCUUUGAGAUUGCCAAACCUUGUGUUUCAGACCAAGAGGAGGAGGACGACGACGAAGGUGGAGAUGUGGAUAUCAGUGCAGGACGUUUUGUCCGCUAUCAGUUCACACCAGCAUUUCUCCGCCUCCGGACAGUCGGGGCCACAGUGGAGUUCACGGUGGGAGACAAACCUGUGUCAAACUUCCGGAUGAUCGAGCGGCACUAUUUCCGGGAACGCUUGCUGAAAAACUUUGACUUCGAUUUUGGCUUCUGCAUCCCCAGCAGUAGGAACACUUGUGAACAUAUCUAUGAGUUUCCCCAGCUUUCUGAGGAUGUCAUUCGUCUGAUGAUUGAAAAUCCCUAUGAGACCCGUUCCGACAGCUUCUACUUUGUUGACAACAAGCUGAUAAUGCACAACAAGGCUGAUUAUGCCUAUAAUGGAGGCCAGUGACUGCUGCGGGCAUGGACGGGGAGCUGCUUUGCUGUGGCCCAAGGCCCUGGCACAUGGAAAUGGUUGAACCUGUUGGUCAACACACAUCUAGAACCUGGUCCUAGGAAGCCAAGGCUGGCGUGGUAGUUUCCUGUGCUCAAGAGAGGUGCCAAGCAGUGCUGUGUUUUCUUCCCCAGUAUUUUUUCUUCCCUUUUCCCUGCCCUGUAGGUCACAGAGGUACUAGAGUAAAGUGAAGGAUUAGGGUAAGGCUCUUGGAGUCCAGAAGAAAAAGAAAGUUUAUUUUCCUGAAGUCCUAGAUGCCUGGGUCUCUGCAGGCACAGCCAUGUUGGGCUGAGGAGGCUCUGGCUGGUCAGUUUGCAGGUCAGCUGCUUCUCCCUGGCUUCCUGGGCACUGUGAGAAACUGAAAGGUAGGCCUCUUCUAGGCGAUUCCUCCUCUCACAGUGUUGUUCUCAGCAUAGUCUGACCUCAGUUUGUGUGUAGUUCUAAAGCAACUGGAAAGAAAGGGGAUGAUGGAGGGGUGCCAAGGCGGGGAGGCACUGGGGGCCAGUAGGGCUGCAUGUCAUGGAGAGGCCAGCUUCUCUGCCUGACUUCCAGGAUCCUCUGCCAGCCCUCCUGGGGAUACAGCAAGGUUUCAGCCUGGCAGUGCCUUCCUGAUCCCAUUUUGGAGGAAAGAUGAGCUUGCUCUGCUUGUCCUGACUCCUGACUUUUGAGUAUCUCCUGAAAUAGACUAUCAGUUUUUGUGUUCUUGGAACAGUAGGAUCUCUUGAGGCCAUAGCAGGCUUCGUAUUUUUUUUUUUUUUUUUUUUUUUCUCUAGUCUUCUUUCAGGGAGGUUUUAUAAGAUGUCAGUGGUGUACCCAGCAUAUGUGAUGGUGGUUAGACUUCUGAUAGUAUUAAACAGGCUCCUGGGGCUAAUCUGGCUCAUGUUGGGGCCGGGUAUAGUUACAAAUCAGCAGCUACUUAAAGGAGGGAUUUGAUUUUCUCUACACAGGAGAGCCUGCAGGAUUGGCUUUUGAUGGGGAUUUGCCUCUAAAACUCUUUGUAGAUUUCUUAUUUAGGAGGAUUUUCCUGUCUGCCUUUCUCUGAAGUAGUUUCUGGAACCAUCCUGGGGGGUCAGACCUGUUAUGCAUAUUCUGAUCCUUCAUACUGCUAGUUGGAAUGCUUUCAGGUGUUUGGAAAAGAUGAAUGAACUAGGCUGAGGUGGCUCUUGAAAGGUGUUUUCAGAUAACCUUCCCUGCACAUGCUUGGGGGCUACUUUCAUCCUCAGGCUCUCACUGGAUAGCCUGUCACUUCCUCAGCUCUGGCCAGUUGUCUAACUGGCCAUGGCUGACCCUCUGAUAGGAUUGUUGCUGUGGCCAGGGUUUAGCACUGAUCGAAAGGGAGCAGGAGGAAGGGCCCGGGUAUGCGGGAAUAGUCACUGAAGCAUCAUAGUAACUGAAGGAGAGCAGUCUCCCAAGAUGCUUGGGACAAAGGCCCCACAGGGCCCAGGCUGGAAGGGCCAGCACUCUACCACAGAAGCCCCCUGCACCUUUGCUAAUCAGUAUUGCUCCCUAUUUGGACUCUAGAGUGUGAGUGGCCUUGAACCUUGGCCCAGUGCUCUGUGCCAGGCCAGAGUUUGGGCUCUGCCAGAUGCUGGCAGCUUUCUCACUGGGAAAACUCUUCCUCCUCUGUGCUGGCACGGAUGCAACCACUGAGGGAGGGAAGAGACCAGGCACCCUACAGAUGAGUUACUCAUCACCAGACCAAGUGAAUCUCAGAACUGGAGUCAACUACAAAUCCAGGUGCCUUAUGUGUGGCUCUGUCCCACGUGCUGCUGGGGAAAGCUGCAUUGCCAUCCUUCCCUCCUCAUCUGUGGACAGACAUCAGCACUGCCUCCUGACCCUCUGUUUCUCCUCGUGGCCCCUCUGGCAUAUUUGUGUGUGCAUAUCAAGCCUCAGAAUCACUGUUUCUCUAUGGGACAGCAGCAUAACUGGGAGAUUUUCAACUAUUUGAUAUUAUUAUCUAGGAUGUGGUUUCUGGAACUGUUGAGUUCUGCUCAAUAGAGUGUGUCUUGGAAUGUGUCCCAGGGCAGCCACAUCUUAUGGACUAGUGGGCUGUCUCUUCUAAUAUGCAGUGUUAGCCUUUGCUAGGUGGGAGGGUAGGGGUGGCAGACAUUCUGGCUUGAAUAGUGCUGUAUUCUCUUCCCCCUUAGCUUGCCUUAGUCUCAUUGGAGACCACUUGAGGCCGUGUGCUCAAUAUGUGCCCAGGAGGACAGGGCUAUGCUAUCUGCUCCAGAAAGUCUGUCUGGUUUUCUGUACCUGGGAGUCUGGAUUCUUGCAUCUCUAUACUCAGGAAAUCUUGAGAAGCAUUAUCACUCUGGGGUGUUAACCAGGGUGUAUUUGGAAUUCAAGCUUUUGUACCUGAACUGGGGAGAGAAUUGGAAGGUCCUGCUUUCUCUGAAAGUAGCUGAAGCAAUCAGAAGUUGAAUCGGGAGGCCGUGUUAUUAAGGAAUCUGGACUGUGAUAGCAGUUGUCUUGGGGGUGCUACAGUGGGAGGGAAAAAAAUGACCUGCGCAGGAGAGCCCGCCUACUGUUCAGAGCCAGCAUCUAAGUGGCAGCUCCUGGAGGGACACGAGCACAUUCCAGCAGACUGGCAGGCCCACCGGUGCCACAGGGCCUGAUGCCUGCGCCUCUUCCUCUCCUGUACUGCUUCUGUCCUUCUGCCUUGGAAUCUCCAGGAAGAGCAGCUCUCUCUUCCUGUGUAGCCUUUGGGCUAAAGUGUCCUUCUUGCUUAUCCAAAGAAGAUAGAUGCCUGUUGAUUUCGUUCUGUCCAACAGAGCAAACAGAAGAAAUAACCAGUAAAAGUAGUCAUAGGCUAAAGUAGGCCGCCCUCUCUGUAAGUGUUGGCUCAAAGAUACCUUGCAGAGAAAGCAGUUUGCAGAGGCAUGCAGAACUCCCUGAAGACACCUUCAGCCUUUGGGCCAUCUGAUUCUCAGAUGGGGGCAGUGAUUGAAGGGAAGUUGGGGCUAACCAUGGACUGGCGAUUCUUGAAAUGGCAGUGACCGGGAAUUGUUGACCUGGUUUUUCCAGGUGAAGUGGAUUUCAUUUCUGGAGUGGAUUCACUAGGCUGUGUGUAAUGGGCAAGUUGGGCGAGUCUUGCCUUAGUGUGUGUCCUGCCACGCCCAGUAGGCUCCCAGAGUAUUUUUUUUUUCCCUCUGUCAAGUCACUUUCUUUUGGUGGCUGUUGUCACCAUGAUAGCUGUGAGGUUUGGGGACUGGAGACAGUUUGUCCCCAGAACCACAGCAUAGAGUUCUUGCCAGGACACAAGGAUUUCUGAUGCAGAGGUGCUGGUGUACCUAGUGCAAGAGCCUGAUCGUCAGUUCAUUUCCUCACAUUCCACGUUACAGAAUAUCUUCACCACAAGAAGGGUGUGGUGGAGGCGAAUUUACCCCUUGUUUUAAAAAGGAUCAUGUAAAGUCAUUGAAGUUGUGAAAGUCUAUUUUUUCCCCUGUAAAUCUAUUUUUUCACAGAAUAUAAGAAACGUCAAUGACCUGAUUUGUUCUUCCAAAGUCCUCUUUCCCUUUCACCUAAGAUCCUCAUUCCAGUUUGUAUUGUCUUUGUGUCCAAAGUAAACUAGGUGACUUAUUUGUAUAAAAUGUUAUUUUGCCACAAGAGACAGUAAUAAAAGAUUUUUCACAGUA
Messenger RNA from Nyctereutes procyonoides (raccoon dog), 5662 nucleotides. RefSeq names its product unc-119 lipid binding chaperone B (gene UNC119B). Gene Ontology annotation, cellular component: cilium. The record is from RefSeq and is a predicted model, not a curated record. Gene Ontology annotation, molecular function: lipid binding. Gene Ontology annotation, biological process: lipoprotein transport; nervous system development; cilium assembly. Bases 1362 to 1985 code for a protein of 207 amino acids. Lineage: Eukaryota; Metazoa; Chordata; Mammalia; Carnivora; Canidae. The transcript has 5 exons.